CUCUCGCGCUCUCUAGCCCUUUCUAGCUGUCUCCCUUCGCCUCCUCUUCUCUUCCUAGCCUCGGCCGACUCGGCGUCUCCGGACGUUGUCUUGGAGGACUGGGUCGCUGCCUGGUCUGUCGGUCGGUUUCCAACUCGAACGGAGGCGUCGGCGCAAACAGCCAAUCACUGGCGCCAGGCCAAACUUUCAACAGCUCCCCUCCUUUGUCACCCCACGGGACAGCCUAUCUUUCGGACAGUCAGUCGGCCUGUCGUACAACCAACUCACUUGACUCAUUCUGGGAUGACUCUUGCUCUCACCAGCCCCACAUUCGGUGUCCUAGUGGCUCCACCCUCCUAACCAUUGGCUCCGGGGUGGACUGA
This is a messenger RNA of Protopolystoma xenopodis, 362 nucleotides long. Lineage: Eukaryota; Metazoa; Platyhelminthes; Monogenea; Polystomatidea; Polystomatidae. The record is from the annotation of a GenBank genome assembly.